Messenger RNA from Dentiscutata erythropus, 1956 nucleotides. The record is from the annotation of a GenBank genome assembly. NCBI's taxonomy places the organism in Eukaryota, Fungi, Glomeromycota, Glomeromycetes, Diversisporales, Gigasporaceae.
AUGAAUCAAAUUUUGGAAUUUCUUAAACCUGAUCCACCAUAUAAUGAACCCGAAAAGUUUAAAGAUUUCAUAAAGGAUAAAACUAUUGUACCUGUUGAACGACCAAGAACUUAUCAACGGGUAAAAUUGAAACGAUUACCAGAUUUCGAAAUGAGUCCAGAAAUGAUAAAAAAACUUGAAAAGCCUAAAAACGAAGUUCGUGAAAUGCUAAGCCAAGUUCAAUUAAAUCCUGAUAAUUAUAAAGAUUUUUUUACCAACUUACUUUAUGCAGAAGAAUAUGAGACAACAGCUGGUUUUAAAAUUUAUGACAGGCAAGAAACGACAUUGGAGAGAUAUGAAGAUUAUUUGACACUGAAUAUGCCUGGUCUUGCAGAGGAACGUCCAUCUGUAGUUCCAGGAAAUUUUAUACUUGUUGUGAAAUGCGGGUUGGAGGAUAAAAAGGCGUAUAAAGGGUACGUGCGUAGUACCCGAGUAGAUAAAAUUGACAUAAAGUUUGGAAGGAAGUUUAUGCAGGAGAUAUAUUCACCAGAUGCAAAAUUCAAUGUUCGAUUCACAUAUAAUCGCAUAUCAAUGAGGAGGAUGCAUCAAGCUCUCAAUAAUGACAAGAUGAACUUUAGACGGUUAUUCCCUCAUAAUCACGAAAAUUAUAGAAGAAAUGGAAUAAAUGAUGAAAAUAAUGAUCAAUUAACCGAUUUCUACACUGCCCAAAAUUACUAUCAAAAACAAGCAGUAAGAAUUAUUAAAACAGGAGAGCAUCAUCCUUUACCUUUUAUUAUCUUUGGUCCACCAGGAACAGGUAAAUCAGCUACCGUCGUCGAAGCAAUAUUACAACUUCGGAAUGAUGACAAAAACAGAAUUCUCGCAUGUGCAGCGUCAAAUGCAGCUGCCAAUUUAUUAUUAAGGAAGUUAAGUGAAUAUUUGUCACCCGAGGAAAUGAUUCGAAUCUAUGCCGUUUCACAGAAACCAAAUAAACUAGACUCAGAUCUUCAUCGCUACUGUGUUAUCAAUAACGGCAAGUUCCAGGUUCCAACAUUAACGUAUAUAGAGGAACGCAAGGUAGUCGUGACUACUUGUAUUACUGCGGGAUUAUUGCAUGCACUUGGAAGAACAAAGCCGUAUACUCAUAUUUUUGUUGAUGAGGCAGGACAAGCUCUUGAACCAGAAAUCUUGACUGCGCUACAAAACGGUACUAAAGAUACAAAGAUUAUUUUAGCAGGAGACCCUAAGCAACUAGGACCAUUUGUCUAUUCAAAAAUUGCAAAAGAUCAUGGCCUUGGACAAUCAUUGAUUGAACGUCUUGUAGAAACCUCAUACUAUGAUUUUAGUGAUACUUGUAAAUAUGGUGUGAAACUCUUAAUAAACUACCGCACACACCCGAGUAUCCUUAACUUCCCUAAUGCAACGUUUUAUGAAGGUGCACUUCAACCGUGUGAUGACUUAAAUAACAAUAGCUUAAUCAAUUUUUCUUACCUUCCUAAGAAAGGAUAUCCGCUCAUGUUCUGGAAAGUUGAAGGAAAAGAAAACAGGGAGGGACAAUCACCAUCUUGGUUCAAUGCGCAUGAAGCAGGUUAUGUGUUAGCAGUUGUAAAACAGCUUUUGAAGGAAGAUGUUAAACCAGAAGAUAUUGGUAUUAUCUCACCUUAUGUUAAACAACGAGAAAAGAUUAGUAAAUUGUUAAAACAUAAAGAAAUUAACGGAGUGGAAAUUGGAACAGUAGAAAAAUUUCAAGGUCAAGAACGACGUGUAAUUAUCAUUUCUACAGUUCGAACAAGAUCUGCUAGAUUCUUUGGGGAACCGGGACGGGUAUGCGUUGCUUUAACCCGUGCACAGGAACUUUUAAUAGUAAUAGGAGAUCCAAGUACAUUGACUUCGAAUGAGCUUUGGGAACAAUGGUUGGAAGAAGUAAGGGUCGAGGGUGGACAUUCGGAGGUUCCUUUUCCUGAAAAUGUCUGGUGA